AUGUCGGAGGUUGAAAAGAACGUUGAAAAGAAAGUGGCUACGCCCACGGUAGAGACGACCGAGGAGACUGACGUCACCCCGGAAUCCGAAGAACCUCAGGCCUAUUUUGAGCCAGUCAUAAAGCUCGAUGAAGUCGAAGUUACGACUGGCGAAGAGGAAGAGGAGGUCAUUUUCAAACAACGAGCCAAGGUUUUUUGUUACCGCGAGACAUUGUUAGACAAGGGGACGGGGAAAAAGUCGUGGUGUGAACGUGGUGUGGGGGAUGUCCGGUUUCUGAAACACAAGGAACAUCAGAAAGUCCGCAUGCUCAUGCGUCAAGAAAAGACGCAUAAGAUUCUGAUCAACCAUCUGGUUGAAGCACGUACGGAACUUACGCCGAAUAUGGGCAGUGACCGUGCGUGGGUCUUUAGCUGCUAUGAUUUUGCCGAAGGGGUCGUGGAGACGCAAGUUUUUGCGCUUCGUUUUGGCAAUUCGGAGAAUGCACAAAAGUUUAAAGACGUGCACGAUGCUGCCAAGUUGAACAACAAGAAGCUUGAGAAUGGAGACGAUGCAGCUGAUACGUCGGCAGGUGAUGAUGCUGCCAAAGCGUUGGAAGCGCUGGAUGUCAAGAAGGAAGAAUAG
This is a messenger RNA of Peronospora farinosa, 621 nucleotides long. Lineage: Eukaryota; Oomycota; Peronosporomycetes; Peronosporales; Peronosporaceae. The record is from the annotation of a GenBank genome assembly.